AUGGAAAGGUUCGGUAGGGAGAGGGCGGGCAGGAGAGCAGAAGGUAACGGCGCUGACCUGUUGGGAGACUGGAUAGGGGAACUUCUGUUGGCGGUACAGCAACUCUCCGAUAGGGUGGGCGCCUUGGAGGCCAGAGAAUCUGGCAUCGCUGGUCUGAGGCCCCAGAUUGACGGCAUAGAGAGGAUCAUCAAGGAAAUCCUCAUGGGCGGAACAGCUGACAUGGAGACCCGGAUGGAUCUUGCCGAGCAGGCUGUUUGGAGCGCUUUUGACGAAGUGGAGCGCCUCAACCACGAAGUGGAGUGGAUGGAAGAAGAAAUCAACAAUAAAGCACGGAUCGCCGGUCUGCAGAGCCUCAUCCAAGCGCUGGAGAUGAAGAUUGCUGAGCAAGACGCCCGGCUCGCUCAACAAGCUAUCCGUCUCAAAAUCCUGGAAGACACGAGCUACAACGGGGAGCUUCUGUGGAAGAUUUCGGGCAUGGCACAAAAGCGCCACGAUGCGAUAAUUGGCAAGAUCACAGCCAUCGAUUCCGUCUACUUCUUCACCAGCCGUACGGGAUACAAGAUGCGCGCCCAGGUGUACCUGAACGGGUACGGCAGAGGCGAGGACACACACAUCAGUGUGUUCUUCGUCAUGAUGAAGGGAGAAUACGACGCAAUUCUGCCCUGGCCAUUCCGUCAGAAGGUGACCUUCGCCCUUCUCGAUCAGGAGCGCCAAGAGGACGUGACGGACUCGUUCCACGCCGGUGCCUACCCGACCAGCCCGUCCUUCGCACGUCCCGGCGGCGAGGAGAACCUGCCCUGCGGGACCCCCGACUUCGUACCGCUGGAGCAGGUGUACAACAGCGGUCGCGCCUACGUCCGGGACGACACCAUGUUUCUCAAGAUCACCGUGGGCACGGCUGGGCUCAUCUAA
Branchiostoma belcheri (Belcher's lancelet) is the source of this 912-nucleotide messenger RNA. Its product is annotated as TNF receptor-associated factor 1-like. Gene Ontology annotation, cellular component: plasma membrane signaling receptor complex; cytoplasmic side of plasma membrane. The transcript has 3 exons. The record is from RefSeq and is a predicted model, not a curated record. Bases 1 to 912 code for a protein of 303 amino acids. Lineage: Eukaryota; Metazoa; Chordata; Leptocardii; Amphioxiformes; Branchiostomatidae. Gene Ontology annotation, biological process: protein K63-linked ubiquitination; tumor necrosis factor-mediated signaling pathway; positive regulation of JNK cascade. Gene Ontology annotation, molecular function: tumor necrosis factor receptor binding; ubiquitin protein ligase binding.